AUGGACUCCUCAGUACGUGGUGUUUUUUGGCUGGUGAUGUGUUUGCUUCUGCUAGAAUCCCGCGCCUCAGACAUACUGAACGAUGCGCAUGUGUAUCGUGCGUUCGCGUCGUACGAGGUGGUCCCGGAUGUGGUCGACGAAGCGCCCGACUGUUGGGCCCGUGUGUCGUUCAAAAGCGGCCGACAGGCGGAGGGUGGUAAUCGGCUAACGCCAACCCAAAUACGAAACCCGCCCGUUGUCACGUGGAACUCGAACGAGCGUGCCCUCUACACGCUGGUCCUGACCGAUCCGGAUGUGCCGUCGCGUGACGAUCCACGCUACAGAGAGUUUAUCCACUGGGCGGUCGGUAACAUUCCCGGCAAUGAUAUUGAUCGUGGUGAAACGCUCGUCGAGUAUCUCGGUGCCGUCACGACGCGUGGUACCGGAUUGCAUCGGUUCGUGCUGCUCGUGUUUGAGCAUCUCCAGAAGCUGGACUUUUCCAACGAACCGCGGAUCUCGGCACAGUGCGGUACGGUGCGGCGGUACUUCUCUACGCGGAACUUUACGCGCAAGUACGAUCUUGGCAACCUGUACGCGGGAAACUUCUUCCAGACGCAGUACGAUGAUUACGUGAACACGUUGCAGGCCCAGCUGCGCGAAUGUUCGCUGAACGAGCUGAACGGAGCACGUAAUGCAACCGUGUUUGGUAGCCCGUAG
Messenger RNA from Anopheles marshallii, 696 nucleotides. Its product is annotated as protein D3-like. NCBI's taxonomy places the organism in Eukaryota, Metazoa, Arthropoda, Insecta, Diptera, Culicidae. The transcript has 2 exons. The record is from RefSeq and is a predicted model, not a curated record. Bases 1 to 696 code for a protein of 231 amino acids.